Molecule: messenger RNA, 837 nt
Organism: Prunus armeniaca (apricot)
Lineage: Eukaryota; Viridiplantae; Streptophyta; Magnoliopsida; Rosales; Rosaceae
Source: the annotation of a GenBank genome assembly
AUGGCAGAAGAAGGCAAACAAGAGCAGAAGACCAUCCUCAAAAGCCCUGCUCUUCUAAAGAAUAGUUUAGUUUUUGUUGAGAAGAGGAUGGAAGCAAGAAAACAAGAGAAGAUCAUCCUCAAAACCCCAGCUCUUCUAAAGUACAUCCUUGAAACAAGCUGCUAUCCAAAAGAACAUGAGCAAUUGAAGCAACUAAGGGAAGCCACUGUUGAGAAAUACCAGUUCAGGAGCAUUAUGAAUGUGCCUGUUGAUGAAGGGCUGUUGCUCUCCAUGAUUCUGAAGCUCAUGAAUGCAAAGAAGACACUGGAGCUCGGAGUAUUUACUGGCUAUUCUCUUCUUACUACAGCUCUUGCACUGCCUUCUGACGGAAAAAUUACAGCAAUCGAUCUGAAUAAAGAACCCUAUGAGUUCGGAUUGCCGUUCAUUCGGAAGGCUGGGGUGGAGCAUAAGAUUAACUUCUUUCAGUCGGAUGCCUUCUCCGUCCUAAAUGAUCUCAUUACCAAUAUAGAAUUGUAUUUUGAUUUGGAGUUUCAAACAAGCAAGCAGGGGAACGAAGAAGGGAGCUUUGAUUUUGCAUUUGUGGAUGCUAACAAGGACACGUACAUUGAAUAUUAUGAGCUGCUGAUAAAGCUUGUUAAGGUUGGUGGGAUAAUAGCAUUCGAUAACACAUUGUGGUUUGGCUCAGUUGCGGAGCCUGAGGAAAUGGUAGAGGAACAUUUAAGGCCAUCCAGAAAACAUACGAGGGAAUUGAACAGCUUUCUAGCCGCGGAUUCCCGUAUCGAAUUGGCUCACGUUUCCAUCGGCGAUGGCCUCACCCUCUGCAGGCGCCUCUAUUAG